Messenger RNA from Dromaius novaehollandiae (emu), 3932 nucleotides. It is a transcript of the gene BAG1, whose product is annotated as BAG cochaperone 1. NCBI's taxonomy places the organism in Eukaryota, Metazoa, Chordata, Aves, Casuariiformes, Dromaiidae. Gene Ontology annotation, molecular function: adenyl-nucleotide exchange factor activity; protein-folding chaperone binding. Gene Ontology annotation, biological process: protein stabilization. The record is from RefSeq and is a predicted model, not a curated record. The coding region runs from base 107 to 736 and encodes 209 amino acids. The transcript is spliced from 7 exons. Gene Ontology annotation, cellular component: nucleus; cytosol; cytoplasm.
CACGCAGGGGCGGGGAAGCCUCGGGGCAGCGCCUGGCGCGGAAGCGACGCGCUUCCGGCGCGCUCCCCGAGGCGCCGCGAGACGGUUUCCUGCUGGCGGGGGUGAGAUGGCGGCGCCCGGAGCCCCGGUUACCAUUACCGUCACCUACAGUAAUGAAAAACACAGUAUUCAGGUUGCUUCUCAUCAGGAAGAUGGUGAACCUACACUGCAAGACAUGGCUCUACUUAUUGAACAAGUCACUGGUGUUCCAGUUCCUUUUCAGAAACUGAUAUACAAAGGAAAAUCUCUGAAAGAAAUGGAACAACCAUUGUCAGCACUCGGUGUUAAAAAUGGUUGCAAAGUCAUGCUGAUUGGGAAAAGGAAUAGUCCAGAGGAAGAGGCGGAAUUAAAGAAGUUAAAAGAUUUGGAGAAGUCAGUGGAGCAUAUAGCUAACAAAUUAGAGGAAGUUAUUAAAGAACUCACAAGUAUCCAGAAGGGUUUUUUAGCAAAGGAUCUCCAGGCAGAAGCUCUGAAAAAGCUGGACAAGAGGAUAAAAGGAACUGCAGAGCAGUUCAUGAAGAUCCUGGAACAGAUAGAUGCCAUUAAUCUGCCAGAGAAUUUCAGUGACUGCAAACUGAAAAAGAAGGGACUGGUCAAAAGGGUUCAGGCUUUUCUUGCCCAGUGUGAUACAAUCGAAGGAAAUAUUGGUCAAGAAUUGGAUAAGCUGCAAUCAAAGAAUUUGGCACUGGCAGAAUGAGGCAUUGGUCUACUUAAUUAGGAAACAUAAUUGCUCUAUGAGCAAGAAGAAAAGUUUGCUCUUUGUUUUGGAGCACGUAUUCAGCUUUCUUUUUUUUUUUUUUUUUUUUUUUUUUUUUUGAGCCCAGUCUGUUAGACUGGUACUAGUUAAUCAUUAGUUGCUGGUUGUCAUGUUUGCCACUUGGUUAGACCUAUUAUUCUGAAAAGAAAACAAUCCUUCCUAGAGAACUGCAGAAAUAAUAUUUGUGGUGAAUUGUUGUGUGUCUUAUGGACGAGUGUUUAGUUAACUGAGUAACAAAGUUUGCAGUGAUGGGCAAUUUUGCCUGUUAUGUCUGGGAAUUAAUUUACAGCUCAAAUCAAAGAAGAUCUAUAAUCAUAAAAAUGCCGUAAGUCACAGUUGUAGAACUUCAGCUUGCUUGAAAAAAGCAAACUGAGGCAACAUCUGGGGAAGUAUAACAUUGUAGUAGACAAUUCAGAGCAAUAAAAAGACCACACAUUUGUAUCUACUUAAUGUUUGUAUGCAUUGAUAAACAUAAGAAAGCUUGACUAUAAGGGAGUUGUACCUAUUUUAGCCUUAAAUUGUCAUAAUAAAUGGGAUGUACUGUAACAUGUAUGGUACUUAAUUCUGAGUGGUGCUUUACGUUGUUGUUGAGCUCCUUGAUACAGGUGUAUAUUUUUUUACAUGGAUUUCUGAUGUACUGUAUUUUAUAGCUUAUUUUUAUUGCUUCUGUUAUGUCUUGAGUUAUGGUGGUAAAUGAAAUGGGAUCAUUUCUGCUGCUCAUAUACAAAGGAUUCAGUUGAAACAAGGUAUGAAUAAGCUCUUUUAAAAGAUACUUUUGGCUUCUGUUCUGGUUUCACUGAAUCCAUGCUAUAUUUAAUGGAAAUUUGCAGUGAUUGUUUCUGACUGAUGCUUGCAGACAUAUGUCCUGCUUAACCUUCCUUAGUAGGUGAAAAAUAAACUUUGGCAGGAGGUAGUAAUUGUUCUAGCAGGUGCAGCCAGCUCUGUUUGCAAUUGUGAGCCAGAGCUCACAUCUGGCAUACCUGUAAUGGGAGCUGCUUUUUCACUGAUGCUUCUGUGAUAUCUAAGUCUGUCGUCAUACACAGUGACUGGUGAAAUACUGACCGGCAGGAGCCUGUUCCUGUGACAAACCUGAGCUCCUUCAUCUCACAUGAGUCAGAGACUGAGGUUGUUUAGAGAUGGCCCCUUAGAUAAUGAGUCUUUAUCUGCAUAUGACUGUUUUAUGAUUAGCUCUCCUUACAAAAUAAAAGUAGAGAAAGGGGCUAAAAGGAUAAUUUCUAAUAAGUUGCAACCAUUAAAGUAUUAUCCUGCAGUAUUUCUCUGAUGUUUGUAAUUAGAGGAGCAUUUCUUUAGUGAAAAACACUAUUGGACAAAUGGAGUGGUAGCCCUGCAUUAAAAAUGGGUCACUUUUAUUGUAAAAAUGCUUUUUGACCAUACCAAGAUUCAAGCUGCCAUAUUUCUGUUGUUAUCAGUUUCUUUAAGAUUGCAUUUUUUCCACAUGAAACUGUUUUUUUAGGAGCUGUAAAAGAUUUUGAGGCCUAAAAUCCUAGUAAACUUGGCUACUAGUUAGGAAAUGGUAUGUGUGGCAGGACUGUGGGUAUUUUUUCCUACUGUUAGUACUCUGAUCCUGCUGUAUUUGCCCAGCACUUCAAGUUUAUAGGGAGGAACAGCUGUAGCCAUUUUUAUGAAGACCUAGCUUAGUGCCACUUCUGUGCAAGGUUCUGCUGACUCUUAAACCAACAGCAACAUGGUUGCUUAAUUCAGGAGAUGCAAAAUUGCCCACUUUCCUUUGAUGAAAAGGAUCCUCACUUCCUCAAAUGUGAAUGUGCUCUAAUGCAUUGAACUUUCACAGGUGCCAGUUUCAUGGGCAGAGAAUAUUUUGCCUAUUAAGAGUUGUGGUCAUGACUGGGAUUGUGUUCACUUCUGCUGCUCCUUUGUGGUUUUCUCACUUUGGCAAGAUCAUUAAGGCUAUAGACAGACGUUGUUGUUUGGAUCUGUUAGUGGAAAAGGUCAUUGACUCCAGCUACUUACCAUCACUCUUUUACCAGAGACUGCUGCCGCUUGAGACCUGAUUGCGUGAGUAUAACCCGAACCUGUCUCAAAGCGGGAUGCAUUAAUUUGAUGAUUUUAAAUAGUAAAUCUUUGGUAAUCUGAGGCAAAAGGAGUGAUGAUGAACCUCUCCCACCAGCACAUCUGGAUUCAGAAGAGGAUGUCCAGAGCUGAAGAACUUCUGUGAUAACUCCUGUUAUCAGUGUUCAGUUUCCAGGACAAAAGCGUAAGCAGAUUAAGACAAAUUUGUGCAAAGAAAACUCAUUGUUUUGAAAACCAGGUAUAAAAAUGAACUGUUUGGAAAAUAGAUGGUUAUAUUUAAAAUUUUGUAAGAACUUCUGGUGCGGAUUGACUUUUUUGCUUAUUCUUGAAAGAUAAGCCGUACACCUCAUGUUUUCCAUAAUAGCCUUAUUUUUAGUAAAAACAAAAAAACCCUAAUGCUUUUGAAAAGUGCAGCAGACUACAAUCAUGGAAGGAAGAGGGGACAAUUAGAAUCAUUGGGACUUUGUAAAGGUAAACAUGGAUCUCAAAGUCAAAUUUAAGGUGUAUUCUCCCUAAUUCUGUAGUCUAGGCAUACUGUAAUACCUACCUUGCUACUGAAUCAGUUCUUCUCCUCCCAUACCACCUGCCUUGGCUAUGUGAAAAGGCAAAGUUAUUCACUUUUGCAUUAGUUUCACUUAUCCCGUUGUCUUCCAGUUGCUGUAUUGCUUUGGCUUCGUUUGCACAUCUCAGAUUGCCAUUCAUGCAAAAUGUCUUAUGAUGCGGUUUGUCUUCUCUGAAAAUUGAAAUGGGAUCACGGUUGCUGGUAGGCUGUGGUAUGAGGCAUACCAGAACUGAUGUUCACAGAGCUACAGUCUUGAGCUGUGAGACCUCUUGCUCUUUAUUUUUAAGAACAGCUUAAAAUAUGCUGUUUUUGGUGAUGAUGUUGGUGACCAAGUUCUCCUGGCAGUCAUACUGUUGUAAACCUGGAGUAAUACUAUUUUGACAUUUAGUAGUAGCUCACAGUUUGGGGUGUUAUACUUGACACCAUAGAACUUGGGGCUCGAUUUUUCUUUUUUUCAGUUAACUUAUUUUAUUGUACCAUCAUAAAUGAAAAGGAAAAAAAAUAAAAUAUGGAAAUUUCUCUGCU